GAGAGGCAUGGGGAGCACGCGGGGGUACAGGAGGCAGCAUGCAGGGCGCUGGCAUCUAUAGCUUUCUGUUUUUCUUUUCAAGUUGAGGUUGUGAAUGCAGGAGCCAUUCAUGUGGCCGUCGGGGCGAUGGAGAGGCACGGGGAGCACGCGGGGGUACAGGAGGCAGCGUGCGAGGGAAUUGUUUCUUGGACGUUUUAUUUUUGUGAACAUCAGUUGAAGGCCGGGGAGGCAGGGGGGAUCGAGGCUUCCGUCAAAGUAAUGGAGAGGCACGGGGAGCACGCGGGGGUACAGGAGGCAGCAUGCAGGGCGCUGGCGAGCAUGUGCUUUUAUGUUUUGGCAAACAGAGUCAAGGCCGGGGAGGCAGGGGCAGUAGAGGCAGCAGUCGGGGCGAUGGAGAGGCACGGGGAGCACGCGGGGGUACAGGAGGCAGCAUGUUGGGCGCUGGCGAGCAUGACGGCUGGUUCCUUUGUCAAUCGCAAUCGUUUGCGUGCUUGUGGUGGUUUGGUCGUUAUCGAUCGGGCUAUUCAGUAUCACAACCUUAUAUGGUAUCAGAGAUUUCUUGAUGAGUGUAUGUUUGAGGUGUCAAUUGACAAACAGGACAUGUGA
This is a messenger RNA of Guillardia theta CCMP2712, 606 nucleotides long. RefSeq lists its product as hypothetical. The annotation marks the transcript as partial. The transcript has a single exon. NCBI's taxonomy places the organism in Eukaryota, Cryptophyceae, Pyrenomonadales, Geminigeraceae. The record is from RefSeq and is a predicted model, not a curated record.